UCGCUUAGUUGCACAGUGUGUUGAUAGAGAGAAUUCUGCUAUUCUUGUUCAUGGGUCAGAAGGUCUGGAUGCAAGUCUACAGGUGACCUCGUUGGCUCAGGUUAUUCUCGAUUUAGACUGCAGAACAGUGAGGGGCUUUGAAGCUCUUAUCGAGAGAGAAUGGAUCCAAGCUGGCCAUCCGUUCCUCAGCAGAUGUUCCAAGUCAGUCUUCUCUCAGAGCAAGAACAAAUACGCUGGUCCGGUGUUUCUUCUCUUCUUAGACUGUGUCUGGCAGAUAUUCCAACAAUUCCCAUGCUCUUUUGAGUUCAACGAGAAAUUCCUCAUCAUGCUGUUUGAGAAUGCAUACGCAAGCCAGUUCGGUACAUUUUUGUGCAAUAACGAGAAUGAAAGAAGGAUGGCUCGAGUAUCUGAGAAAACAGUUUCUCUUUGGACAUACAUCAACCGUCCUCAGAUUCUCCAGACAUUCUUCAAUCCCCUCUACCAACCCAAUCAGCAGGUCAUCUGGCCUUCGGUUGCCCCACAGAGCCUGGCUCUAUGGUCAAGCCUUUACAUGAGAUGGACGUUGAGUGAUACAGUGACCAGUAUACCUACACAGGUCAUCAGAGAUAUCAAACAGAGUGAUAAAGAACUCAGGUUAAAGGUCAACGAACUAAGAAGGCAAUUGGCAGAUCUUCAGAAGGAAGCCUUAGAGAAAGGGCUGAUCAGCGAUUGAAUGCCAGCCAAGUACUCUACAUUCCUUUGUUUUGUUUCUCACAAGGUCUAGUUGAAUCAGUUCAUUGUGAUGUCACAAAAGUAGUGGACUUGUCUAUUUACUCCUGGGCAAUUCUUUUGAAAUAUGUACCUCAAACCCGCUAUAUGCAGGAUGUUCUUUAAAUGAUACAUCCUGCUUUGUGCUUCAUAUGAACAGGGCCCUGUCCCACAAAGAGUUGAUCCAAUCAACGACAACUUUGGAAAGCCAGCAUCUGCAACAUCUAAGAUACAUAUUUGAUAAAAAAUAUUUCCUAGAUAUACUUUAUAUUCAUACAUUCAUAGUUUUCUUGAAAAUUCAUUUUGCUUCUCUUUGCUUACAAAGGACAUUGCGCAAACUUCCUGAAGAGGAAAUUAUGACGUUGAUGGAUUUCCAUAUACGUGAAGUUGAUCGGAUCAAUGGGAACUCUUUGUAGACAGGGCCCAGGGCUCCAUCUUACAAAGAGUAACAAUUGAUCCAAUCAAUCGUAACUCUAUAAAAAUCCAUCAGUGUCAUAAUUUUUUUC
Lytechinus variegatus (green sea urchin) is the source of this 1253-nucleotide messenger RNA. Its product is annotated as myotubularin-related protein 9-like. The record is from RefSeq and is a predicted model, not a curated record. NCBI's taxonomy places the organism in Eukaryota, Metazoa, Echinodermata, Echinoidea, Temnopleuroida, Toxopneustidae. The transcript is spliced from 8 exons. Gene Ontology annotation, biological process: negative regulation of autophagy. The coding region runs from base 326 to 712 and encodes 128 amino acids.